GAUUACUUUGACUACAGUACGUGGUUCUGCACAUGAAAAAUAUUUCAUCGAGCUGCCACUCUCAGAGCUGACAUCCGCGAUUAUUCUCAAAACACCGGACUGUUUUCCAAAUGGAUCGCAGCUACGGAACCCCAAGAUCUGUAGAUGCUGUCGAUCCCUCUUCUUCGUACGAUGCUUGGCCGACUUUGCCAUCUACGCGGUCGAUAUCCGAAGGAAGCUCGAGGUCUCGUUGCUUCUGCUGUCGAUUGCGGCUGUCUUGGACAGCUGUUAGCGUGGUGGAGAUCGCUCUGAUGAUUGCCACAGUUGUAGCGUAUUAUUUCCUGCCCAAAAGUUUUCUUUUAAAAAUGUUACCGACUGGGAAAAGCGAUCUUGUUACCGAAGUGGCAGAAUGGAUGAUGCGGAUGGUCGGGAGUAUGGUUAGCGUUCAGAUUAUUCUUCUCAUUGGUGGGAUUGGCUGGGGAAAUGCAAUAACCAGGAAAAUCAUCUACUGGGGAAUGUUAACGGGAGACAUUCUGCUUGUCGCUAUCCAAGCAGCUUUCGUACACAGUAUGUCCAACUGGAACGCAAUCAACUUGUCCAUGGUUGUUACUGCAUCAGUAUUUGCCCUCUUCAGAAUUAUAACACUGAUAUUCAAUCCAAGAUGGUGGCUCUGGGCCCCUGAACCUAACUUCUAAAGAUUGGGUUUCAUUAAUGUAAUCACAGCUGGAGAUGGAUUCAUUAAGAGACAGGCAGAGGGAUGCAAUUAUCAUGAUUUUUACAGAUUAUGAUUUACACCUAAAUGUUUUUUUGAUUGUACUAAUGUUGGUGAUAUUCUUUCAUUUUUUUUUUUGCAAAGCUGUUUCAUGUUCAGUAUUGUAAGGACCUGUAAAGCAGAUCCUAAUAAGACAAAAAAUUUGAGUGUGAACAAGGAUUCACCUGAACCAGGUGCCCAGUAAGUGGUUUAAUAAGUGAUUGAAAACUACGUGUGAAUACCUUUUAAUUAAUUUAUGUCAGGUACAAACAAGUCAGAAUUUGACAGAAGCAUCUGGUGUGUAAUAUAGUGAAAAAAUUAUGGAAGUUGUAUUGGAUUGAAUUUUAGGUUGCAUUACUGAAACUGUCAUUUCUUAUCCUCCUGAAAGGUUGGUACAUCAUGUGGAUAUUCUUGCAGGCACAUUUUUCCUUGUGGGAUCUUCCCAUUUUGCAAGAAAUUUAGCUUGUUGCAGGCAUUCAGUUGCUAUAAUGGAGAUGAUGUGAAACAGCUAAAACCUCUCUCCCUUUUCAACCCAAGCCAAACCUUUCUGCCUUUUUUCUCUGCUGCUACAAUCGUGCUUUUAAUUUUACCAUCACACUCUGUUUUACCAACUGAGUGCCUUGAACAGCCUACCAGAAUUCUGUUUCCUGAGAAAAAUUCAACAUGUAUGUAGAGAGUUUGCACUGGCAUGUCCUCACACCACACCCUUUUUUGGGUGCCAACCCUCUGCUAAGGUUAUGAGAAAGGUUUGAAAUAAUGAACCAAUUAAAUCCAAGCAACUUUUUACCAUUUUUUGUUUUGAAAAAUUAGAUCUAGGUUGCUCAGAGUAAUCAUUCUUUUACAAAGGAGCAAGUAUUUUUUGAUGCUGUGAAUAAGUAUUUAUAAUUUGAUUUAAGUUGCACAC
This is a messenger RNA of Stylophora pistillata, 1634 nucleotides long. RefSeq lists its product as uncharacterized. Lineage: Eukaryota; Metazoa; Cnidaria; Anthozoa; Scleractinia; Pocilloporidae. The record is from RefSeq and is a predicted model, not a curated record.